Molecule: messenger RNA, 1580 nt
Organism: Pectinophora gossypiella (pink bollworm)
Lineage: Eukaryota; Metazoa; Arthropoda; Insecta; Lepidoptera; Gelechiidae
Exons: 1
Coding region: 225-689 (154 amino acids)
Source: RefSeq, a predicted model, not a curated record
UUCGUUUGUCAAUCAAUCCAGUAUUAUGACUUUUUUGUGAUGUUUAUUUUCAUGAGUUUUCGUGCAUAUUUCCGAAAUUUUAACUAGUUUUGAGUUAGAAUAACGUGUAAUGAAUACGAUAAAAGUUCAUCUUGUGCCAUCACCUUUAAAAAUUAAGUAAAUUCACAAACGUGAGCUGGUGAUAACCAAUUAAUUGCGUUGUAUAUUGAAAACACUGCAGUCACAUGAAUCUGGACAAUUUAGACAAAGCCUUACACGACUUGGGCAUGUUGAGUGCAAUAACAGAGGCACGGCGCGAGUAUCUGCGCGAGUCCAAGUCCAACUUGAACGUGAUGCGGCUGAACACGCGCUACGUGUCCAACGUCACCGUGGGCUAUUGCAUGAAGAGGACCACAACCAAGAACAGGCUGUGUCCGUACGUGCUUCCCAUGAGGCACCGCACCAAGAGCGAGAACUCUGAAGCCGUCAGUGCGGAACCGGGCGACGCCGCCUGCGAGUUCAAGAGCAGUAUAUACGAGCCAUCCACGAGCAGCUGCACGCGAGAGCCGCUCGACAUCAAGUGUCCGGCGAAGCGCUGCCAGUCGCUCGAGAACCUCAACCUAGCCGUCGAACCCCCACCAGGGCCCGAGAUCUCUCCAGAAAUGGACUGCGUGUCUACACGUAUACAGAAGCUGCAAGUCGAUGAAUGACGAAGCCACCGCCUGCCCAACAUCACCGAAUGUAGUGCAGUGAUGCGAGCGCCCCCAGCAGAUACCGCAGGACUGGGGCAGUAGUAUUGAAGUGAAUGGAUGUUGACAUAUUUUUCAAUGUAUUUGUACCAAUGAUAAUGCGGUGUAAGUGUAGAGACGUUGUGUCAUGUUCCUAGCUCCUCGGUGUAGUUAAUUUUGCAUGUAGCCCGCGUCAGUGAAUGAAAGUAAUCUCAGGUCACGUCUUUAAGCAUUCAAUGUUGCUCAAAAUUGUUCAAUGGGUACAAAUUGUGAGAAUACUAGAAAAUUUUAUUUUGUAUUCAUAUUUAGGUAAUUCCAAGAAGUCACAUAAUUUAUUGUAGUUCUUGAUUGUAUGAUUACCACCUAAGGGUUUGUUAAGAACAAUAUAAUUUUGUUUUCUCUAAGUCACAGGAUGCACUUUUGAAUUUGUUUAAAUAUUUAUUACAAUUGAAACUCGUGUGUUGAAAUGAGAGGUGGAGAUAACAUAAAAUUUUAUUGUUUACACCUAAUAAUAAUUAACAUCUUCUCAUUGAUAAAAGACUGUGUAGAUCUCAUUUCAUAAUCUUUCAUUCAUUUAACAUUUCCUUGUAAUUUAAGUUUUAACUUGGGUGAUUGUAACUCUUUCAAAUACAUCCUUAUUAUAAGUAUAUUUAUUGCGUACCGUGUUUUUGUCACAUAGUUACCAGUCAUUUCUAGAUCAUGAUAAUUCAAAUCAUAAACAAUGAUCAUUUUUAAAAUGAAAAUACAUUGUUUGUGCCUCCCAUAACCAGCCUUUGUGACUUAGAUAUAGAUACUUAUGUUUGUUAACAUAUUUUGUUAUUUUUAAUUAUUUAGUAUAACAAAUAUUAAAAUAAAUAUUGCUUUGAGUAUUUA